UCAUUCUUUAGUCUCAGAGCAGAGUGGCAGAGAUUGUAAAGAUGACUGGGAUAGUUUCUUGCAUAAAGUGACUGCAGCGAAAUGCUUCAUAUUUUCAUGCACACAGGCAGCAUUGAGUGGGACGGCCUAUUUACGAAGAUAUAAAUCCCCGAGCUUACAGCACAGAAUGCUUGAUUUGAAAGCAUUGCAGUCAUGCACAGAGCCAGUUUUCCUGCUGCCUAACCUGCUUUCUGCCGGAGGUUGGCUGAGGGAUGCUAACGGCUGUGCUUUGCUCUGAGGUCACAGCUUGAAGUCUUUUUUUUUUUUUCUUCCUUAAUUUGCUUUCUGCCGCAGGAGAGGAUCUGUGAAGUUUAUUGGUGCAACCAUCCUUGUAUUUUAUCAAAGGUACAAACUUGGGAUAGUUAUUAUGAACAAAAGGACAAGAAGAAAUUCACCACCCAAGGUGGCUGUGGUUCUCUGAAUACUUUUGUUGCAAGGCACAAUUCCUUUUGAGAUAAUUUCUGAAUAGAAGGUAGCCAUGAGGUUCUUCAUCAGUCAUCUUGUUACGCUCUGUUUCAUCUUCUGUGUGGCAGACUCUACCCAUUUUUCAGAGGAAGGAAACAAAGGUUAUGGACCCGUUUUUGAGGAGCAACCCAUUGAUACCAUCUAUCCAGAAGAAUCUUCAGAUGGACAAGUUUCAAUGAACUGCAGGGCUCGAGCAGUUCCUUUUCCUACUUACAAGUGGAAACUCAACAACUGGGAUAUUGAUUUAACAAAGGAUCGCUACAGUAUGGUAGGAGGCAGACUUGUUAUCAGUAACCCAGAGAAAUCAAGGGAUGCUGGAAAAUAUGUCUGUGUAGUGUCGAAUAUCUUUGGAACUGUAAGAAGCAGCGAAGCAACUCUGAGUUUUGGAUAUCUGGAUCCUUUUCCACCAGAGGAGCAUUAUGAAGUUAAAGUACGAGAAGGUGUUGGAGCAGUGCUUCUUUGUGAGCCUCCUUACCACUACCCAGAUGAUCUCAGUUAUCGCUGGCUUCUAAAUGAGUUCCCAGUAUUCAUUGCUUUGGACAGACGACGGUUUGUGUCUCAGACAAAUGGCAAUCUCUACAUUGCAAAUGUAGAAGCAUCAGAUAAGGGAAAUUAUUCAUGUUUUGUGUCCAGCCCUUCAAUAACAAAGAGUGUAUUCAGUAAAUUUAUUCCACUUAUUCCACAGGCUGAUCGUGCCAAAGUGUAUCCUGCUGAUAUCAAGGUGAAGUUCAAGGACACGUAUGCUCUCCUGGGGCAAAAUGUGACACUGGAGUGUUUUGCUCUUGGGAAUCCGGUUCCUGAACUCAGAUGGAGUAAAUACCUUGAACCAAUGCCAGCCACUGCUGAGAUAAGCAUGUCUGGUGCAGUUCUUAAGAUCUUUAAUAUUCAGUAUGAAGAUGAAGGACUUUAUGAGUGUGAAGCUGAAAACUAUAAAGGAAAAGAUAAACAUCAAGCAAGAGUUUAUGUGCAAGCCGCUCCAGAGUGGGUAGAACAUAUCAAUGACACAGAGAAGGAUAUAGGCAGUGAUCUCUACUGGCCAUGUGUAGCUACAGGAAAACCUAUUCCAACAAUUAGGUGGCUGAAGAAUGGUGUCUCGUUCCGGAAAGGUGAACUACGAAUUCAAAGCCUGACCUUUGAAGAUGCUGGCAUGUAUCAAUGUAUAGCAGAAAACACGCAUGGAAUUAUUUAUGCAAAUGCUGAACUGAAGAUUGUGGCUUCACCUCCUACUUUUGAACUGAACCCUAUGAAGAAGAAAAUCCUAGCAGCUAAAGGGGGGCGUGUAAUCAUUGAAUGCAAACCUAAAGCUGCUCCCAAGCCAAAAUUCUCCUGGAGCAAAGGAACAGAAUUGCUUGUAAAUGGGAGCCGCAUACAUAUUUGGGAUGAUGGGAGCCUGGAAAUUAUCAAUGUCACAAAGCUGGAUGAAGGCCGCUACACCUGUUUUGCCGAAAAUAACCGAGGAAAAGCUAAUAGCACUGGUGUUCUGGAAAUGACAGAAGCUACAAGGAUUACUUUAGCACCACUGAAUGUUGAUGUCACCGUUGGAGAGAAUGCUACCAUGCAAUGCAUUGCAUCCCACGAUCCCUCAUUAGACCUGACAUUUAUUUGGUCUCUGAAUGGCUUUGUAAUAGACUUUGAGAAAGAACAUGAACAUUAUGAAAGGAAUGUCAUGAUUAAAUCCAAUGGUGAACUGCUCAUUAAAAAUGUUCAGCUGCGGCAUGCUGGAAGAUACACGUGUACUGCCCAGACAAUUGUUGACAAUUCUUCAGCGUCAGCUGACCUCGUCGUAAGAGGUCCUCCAGGCCCUCCAGGAGGCAUAAGAAUAGAAGAAAUUAGAGACACCACUGUAGCACUUACCUGGAGUCGUGGAACAGACAAUCAUAGCCCUAUUUCUAAAUACACUAUCCAGUCAAAAACUUUCCUAUCUGAGGAGUGGAAAGAUGCCAAAACAGAUCCAUCAGAUAUUGAAGGAAACAUGGAAUCCGCUAAAGUGAUUGAUUUAAUUCCAUGGAUGGAAUAUGAGUUCCGGAUAAUAGCAACAAACACUUUGGGAACAGGGGAACCGAGUAUGCCCUCACAAAGAAUCAGAACUGAAGGCGCUCCUCCUAAUGUGGCUCCUUCUGAUGUUGGAGGAGGAGGUGGAAGCAAUCGAGAGCUGACAAUAACAUGGAUGCCUCUGUCAAGAGAAUACCACUAUGGCAAUAACUUUGGUUACAUAGUGGCUUUCAAGCCGUUUGGUGAGAAAGAGUGGAGAAGAGUUACAGUUACUAAUCCCGAAAUUGGCCGUUAUGUCCACAAGGAUGAAUCAAUGCCUCCUUCUACCCAGUACCAAGUAAAAGUGAAAGCCUUUAACAAUAAAGGGGAUGGGCCUUUCAGUCUCACUGCUGUCAUUUAUUCAGCACAAGAUGCUCCAACUGAGGUACCUACAGAUGUGAGUGUGAAAGUUUUGUCAUCUUCUGAAAUUUCUGUUUCUUGGCAUCAUGUUACUGAGAAAUCUGUGGAAGGAUAUCAGAUUCGUUACUGGGCUGCUCAUGAUAAAGAAGCAGCUGCACAGAGGGUACAAGUAAGCAAUCAAGAGUAUUCAACCAAACUGGAAAACUUGAAGCCUAAUACACGCUACCACAUAGAUGUUUCUGCCUUCAAUAGUGCAGGCUAUGGACCUCCCAGUAGAACCAUUGACAUUAUUACCAGGAAAGCACCUCCAAGCCAACGUCCAAGAAUCAUCAGUUCUGUAAGAUCUGGUUCAAGGUACAUCAUCACCUGGGAUCAUGUGAAGGCAAUGUCAAAUGAGUCCGCAGUUGAAGGAUACAAAGUGCUAUAUAGACCUGAUGGACAACAUGAAGGCAAGUUGUUUUCAACUGGAAAACACACAAUAGAGGUCCCAGUCCCCAGUGAUGGUGAAUAUGUUGUUGAGGUCCGAGCACACAGUGAAGGAGGAGAUGGAGAAGUAGCUCAAAUUAAAAUUUCAGGUGCCACUGCUGGAGUACCAACUCUGCUCCUGGGCCUGGUGCUGCCUGCCCUCGGUGUCCUUGCCUACUCGGGAUUCUGAAUGUAGCUGGAUUUACCUUGUCCUCACCCGAACACAAGGGACUCCCUUUGAAGAGGAGGACUGCAACUCUUGAUUCCUGUGGCACCAUCCUAAGCCAAAUAAAUUACACCUCAAAAUAAAUUACCCUACCAAUUUCCUAUGAACUUUGGAAGGACUGAGGCAUCCAGGAACUCCUUCACUAAGUAAAUCAACUUUUGAAAGGAUAAGAAAUAUUUUUAACUUGUUCCAAUAUGCCUUAUAAAAACACUUAUGCUGAUCUGUGACAGUUGCAUGAUUCGGUCCAAUGGGGCAAGUUACAGUGUUAAAACCCAAUAACAUAGGCUGUACAGUGAAAGUAAAAUCACCAUACGUAGGUGCUUUAACUUGAAUAACAAAUUGUGAAAUAUAAUAGAGAUUGAAAUGUUGAUUGUAUGUGAUAAAUGUAAGAGUACUACGUCUGUCUGUACUAUCCUAUAUGUUUUGUGUACUGCAUAUUUUUGAAUGGCCCCAUCAUCAUUCAUUGGGAUUACUGGUUUUUUGAGAGACAGUCAAAGCAAAAACAUUUUGUUUAUUUUCACAGCUAUAUUUCUUGAGGCUAUUGGAUACAAUCGGAAGGACUUGAAAUAAACGUCAGUGGCAAGAAAAAUGUUCUUUUAACUAUGUUCAGAAUACCUGAGACAUUCAUAGCAAGCUCAGCUUAAAGGAGUUCACCUGUACUUCACUGACACCAGAUUUAAUGUAUUUUUUUCUUAAAACAGUUCUGUUGAAAAUUUGGUUAUGGUCAUUGUUGAUGAUUUUAGGAGUGAAAUGUCAGCUUUCAGGGAAGCAGCACAAUAUAUCGGAUUUGAUUUAGUAUUAAUACUGUUAUUAUUAAGGAAGCAAUAUAACACAUAGAAGACUAAAGAUACAGUCUGUAUUAAGAUCAGCUAAAUGGACCAUGAAAUGGUAGGAAACUUAUGUUAUUUUUUAAAGUAAAGAGAUUUAAAAUAUAUUAAAAAAGAAAAAGAAAAUGAAAUAGAUAUACGGUAAAUGACAAAAACAGAGUAGCACAGUUAAAAAAUUAUUAUAUUUACAUUUCUAUGCUGCAGAUGCCAGGUGUUACCUUCUUGUGGUGAAGCGUACAUUUGGGAGAAUUAUAUGCUUUUUCAAGGAUUUGAUAUUAUUCUAAUAUUCGUAUUGUUGUAAAUAAGAGUUAUAAAGUUCUGGGACUGUUUCCCUAUUUGACAGAGUACUGAAUGAUCCAACUGUGUGUUAAAACAUGAAAGUCAGAUCCCAAAUGUCAGUUGAAACUAAAUGUUUGCUAUGGCCUUUGCAGAAUGGGAAUUCUAUUAGAGAUAGAGAAUGUUUUUGUUCUGACUGUGUCCAGAGUGUUUCGGGGGUUUUUUGGAGUGUGUUUUAUUUUUUGAAGUUUUUAAAGAAAUACACAUUCUUUAUGUUUUCCAUGGUAUGCUGGGAAUUAGUUUGAGUAUGAAUGUUGAAGAAACACAGUGAUAUUGAAUCAGAUGGCUCGAGUAAUAGUGCAAUGUCUGAUGCUUCAAGAAUUAUAAGCUUUGAAUCAUAUUUUAUUAGCACAACCUUGCUAGCUACUUAGAAAUAGAUUUUAUCUUUUUAGAACUGAUACUGUAGAGGUCCAUAACAAUAUUUACAUGGAACAAGAAUAGGCCUAUUAAUGAUUUUCACCUCCUUCUUUAAUUUGUAUAAUUUUGUACUAUAUAUUUACAUGUACAAGUGUAGAGUCUUCAUCAAGAAAUAUCAAUGAUACUGUUUUAGUUUAAUUUUAACUAUUUGUUACAAGAUGAAAAUUUUUUAAAUAGGUGAAAGUGAUAACUUCCCUAUAGAGGAAUGUCAAGGUGUCAAGCACUACUCUGUUUCGUAAACUGUAUAAUUAUUUGAAAGAGCAAUGAUCUGUCUUCAUACCUGAGAAACUAAUAUGCUGUAAGCCUUCUGUACAAAAAAAGAAAUGUGUUUUAUUGUAUUUCAUUUGGUUUCAUUCUUUUACAGUAUGACUCAUUUUUAUAUAAUCUACAGCCACAACUAAAACUUUUGCCAAAUGCAUGAUUGCCUUUUACUUUUCUAACACGUGGUGUAAAAAGCAAAACUGGUUAGUUUUUGCAUGAAAAUGACCUGGGAGGGAAAGCCACUUCCUUUUUUAAAUCAGCAGCACAGAUGAGGUAGGUCUCACGUACUGAACUGAUAGUUCAGAGUUUUUCAUUGCUUCACAUAAGUGUAUAAAUUCAACUGGGACCUGCAGUUUCAAAUUGCUGUAAAGAAAAACUAACCAAUGUAUCAUCCGCUUUAAAACGCAAGGUUCUUAAUUAAAGUUUAUAUAGAUAGACAGACA
Messenger RNA from Coturnix japonica (Japanese quail), 5870 nucleotides. NCBI's taxonomy places the organism in Eukaryota, Metazoa, Chordata, Aves, Galliformes, Phasianidae. The record is from RefSeq and is a predicted model, not a curated record.